This is a messenger RNA of Exophiala mesophila, 830 nucleotides long. RefSeq lists its product as uncharacterized. The transcript is spliced from 4 exons. The coding region runs from base 142 to 690 and encodes 182 amino acids. Lineage: Eukaryota; Fungi; Ascomycota; Eurotiomycetes; Chaetothyriales; Herpotrichiellaceae. The record is from RefSeq and is a predicted model, not a curated record. Gene Ontology annotation, cellular component: GINS complex. Gene Ontology annotation, biological process: mitotic DNA replication initiation.
AUGCUCUCUUAUUGCCAUGGCCAUCUCAUCACUCGAAAUGCCAUUCACAUUGACAUAAUGGACUCUUGGUAACCUCGUUGAGAUCCGUCCACCACACGUCAAUACCUCCAGCACAGCAUAAUCCCUCCUCUCAAACGAAUCAUGUCAUCAUAUUACGACGUAGACGCGAUCUUGACAGACUCGCAAAAACUGCCAUGCACAUUCCACAUCGACGUGCCUGGACUGGGCUAUCUUGAAGGCAAUGCGGGCGACACGGUCAAAUCAGGCACCAAGAUCGAUCUACCCAUGUGGCUUGGUACGAUGCUUGCAAUGGCAACAGGAAAUAACUCAGGCUCCCCAGAAGUCGUGACACUCGAGUUUCCCGCACCAUUACAACAACGAGUCAUCAAUGCCUUGAGAGCAGAUCCCAAGACUGUCGAUUUACGCGCCCAGGCCCCGCACUUCUAUGCUCUGGGAUCUAAAAUCAUGGAAUUGUUCGACGAUCCAGAUGUGCUGGACACUUUGGUUGAUACUUAUAGGCAGCGCGCGUCGGAGAUUGCAGAUCAUGCACAUAAUCCGCGUGGUGCGCUGGGCGAAGGUGCGGAGUUCCUCCGAGGUCUAGAUGAGUCUGAAAGACAGCUUUUCAAGGCCGCUCAUGAAGGUCCAAAGGCUGUCAAGGCUUGGACUCAGGAUUUGAAGAAGAAUGAUUGAGACUGAAAUCUCAUAUUUGAUUUUGUCGAAAGCAUAGCGUGGAGUUUUGGACAUGGUCAACAUACAAGGUAGACGUGGUUCACGAGGAAUGAUUGUAGAGGACAUUCGAACAGUGAAUAAAGUGCAAAUCUUAUCACCUG